GUCGCUGUCAUGGUUCAGGUGGAAUCUGCGCAGCGCAGCUCGCUGUCAGUGUAGAGACACAUCUGCACCACAGCUGUUUCACACAGGACAUCAACUACUGGGAGGAAACCAGUAUCUCUCUCCCAGUGAGUUCACUUCAUCAUCAUCACUUUGUUGCGACUUGAUGCAAGAUGAUGAGGAUGAAGAGGAUGAUGAAGGUGGAAUGAAAGAAGACAUUCAUCAGCUGGAUAACAACAACAAUGGUGCUGUCAGACUGGUUCGGCUGGAGCCGCAUGUGAUGCCACUCAGUCCCCGGAGGCAGUGACUCCAACGGCGGCUUCCGACAAGCGAGGAGGACGCGAUCCUCUCGGCUCCCUGCGGAUCUUUUCUUCGCCUCUGGCUCAUGUCGCACACGUUGGCCGCGAUGGACGAGGGAGCCGCCAGCGAGGCCGUCCCCGAUCUGAGAGACAUAGAGGCGAAGAUCGGCCGGAAGACCCCCGAGGGACUGCUCAGGUGUCUGCGGGAAGAGGCGUCCUCUCUCCGGGGAGACGCCAAGCUGGCAGCCGCGCACGACUCCGGUGCCAAGGAGACGGGGAGGAAGAGUUUGGAUGAGAAGAUCAGGAAGCUGAAGAUGGAGAUGGCCCACUUGCGCUCAGUGGACGUGAAGCUCCUGCAGCAGCUGCUGGCGGUGCAUGAAGGCAUCGAGGCAGUGAAGUGGCUGCUGGAGGAGCGCAGCACGAUGACCAGCCGGUGUAGCAGCCUCACGGGCAGCCAGUACAGCCUGGGCGAGGGCCCCGACACGUCCUGGAGAGGCUCCUGGAGCAGCCUGCAGGACCCAAAUGACAAGCUGGACAACAUCUCCAUCGGCAGCUACCUGGACACCCUGGCGGACGACAUGGAUGAGUACUGCCCGUCCAGUUCCGAGUCGGUCAUCUGCUCCGCCACUCCGCUGGUUUCAGAGGCUGCCCCUGGGGGCCGGACAGGGGGAGGCCUCGUGGCCCCGGUCACGGCAGCUGGAGCUGGGGUAGGGGUGAGGUCUGUAACUGGGGCCGUUGUUGGGAUUCGGGCAGGGACAAAGGAGAAUGGAGUUGGGGCUGGAAAUGGUACAGAGUUGAAAGGUACACUAGGGACUGCGGUUACCAGCGCUGUCACUGGGACUGCAGCUGGAAAACCAGCUGUUCCCAUCAACUCUGCUCGAGCCAAGUCUGAGGGCCCCAAGCAGGACGCUCCAGUGUGGACCAAGGCAGCAGAGACGGGCAAAGGAAUCCCUGUUAAAAAGGACAAUAUCAAGGCACAAUCUAUCAAGGUUAACGGCAUCCAUGAGAAACCAUCGGCACAAUCUGGAAGCCCGACCCGCCCCAGUCUCACUGAUAGACAGGGAACCAGCCAGAGCCCCAAACUCAAACCCUAUAGAAACGGCAAAAUCGAGUUCGAUAGUUGCAAAAUGAACGGCAAAAUGCACAUGGAGUACGACGCGCACUGGCGCUGGGUGCAGUCACAGGAAGACGUGACGUUUUUGUAGGUUAAUAACAGACGGUGCCAAAUUCACUGUUGACUCCUUCCUCUGUAACGUCCAAGGUGAGAAGAGGAGUGAACUGCUGUGGUGAAGAACAGAGGAUGAGGGUUUCUUUGGUGAAAGACACUGGGUUUAAAAGACAAAGACGAACGUGUUCUGUUCUAUUCUUCCCUCUUACAGCACUAACUUUCUACAAAACAUUGAUGUCAGUAUUAAGAUGGAUGCACAUUACAGGACUUUAACCAUCGUCAGUUAAAGCGGGGCUGCCUCAAACCAACUUUUGUUUAAAAAUUUAAAAAAUCCUGUGUCAUAAAUUCUUCUCAGGGUCUUUCUUUGCAUUCCCUGAUUUUUAUUUUAUUUUAUUUUAUUUUAUUUUCCCUAGAAAUAAAGCACAGAUCACAGAUGAGGGAGAACAGAGAAGUAUUAACCAAUGAACAUUUCAAGAUUUAAAUUUAAAUAUAACUUUCUCAUAUUCGCCCAAAUAAUAAUUCCCCAUAAGUAAAAAAUACUCUGAACUCAAAACCCUUAAAACAGAGAGGGCUCUGCAUGUCCUGUUAGCUCCCUACUAUUUUGUUUUGACCCCUGAAAGUGAAACAAAUAUGGCCUCUCAUUACCGAUUAUGGCCUCUAUAGCUUUUCAAGUUUUUUUAAAAUUCCAAAUCAUUUAAAAAGAAGAAAGCAGACGAUCCAGGAUUUCACAAAUAAAAAAAGAAGAAUCCAAAAAUAGACGUCUGUCCCAUUAAUGUCUGGAAUACAAUUGAUCAUAUAGACGAUGUGACUGUACACUUCCAAUGGUUAUAGCCAGUAUUGCUUGAUCAAGUAUUAGCAAAAAAAGUGAAUUAAGUAUAUCUGUGUGUUUCUCUUUGAAAACGUCCCUAAACAACAGUAGAAGAUAAGAAACACAUGGAGGACCGAGCACUGGGAUAAGUUAACGUCUCCCUCCAUGAGAAAUAAUGUCCCCCCCGCUGUUAGCGUCGGUGUCUUUGUUGAGCUUGAAUGAUGAACUAAUCCUCUACAAUAUUAUAUAUUCACUGAAUUGCAAUACAGCUACUCUGUGCACCAGGUACUUAGACGUGACCAGUUGUACGCAAAUACUGAAUAUGGCUGAAUAUUUGUUUUGAUCUGGUAAUCUGUGUUAGUUUGGAACUGCAGUCGUUGUGCCUGAUUGGUGUAAAACUUUACUGCGUAGUAUGCCUGUGCUUUCCCUCCUGAGACGAGUGCACUGUCGAUUUGAUAAUCUGUGGUUUGUUGACCGAUUUUUUCAAAAAUUAUAUCUGGCCGCUACUUUGGUAAAUGUUGCUGGGUGGUAAAUGUGUCGUGUUGGCUGCGUGUAUAUAUGCAUGCCCUGCGCCGAGAGCUUUAAUGGCCGAACUGUGAGAAAUCGACAAAUCAGAGCAGAGAAGCAAUAUUUCUUGAAGACUUUCGACUGGUUUACUUAAGUCGCCUCUUCUAAACAAAUGAAAACGCAAAUUUUUCUUCAGGAGUUCGAAAGAGUACUGACAGGGAGUGUGUGUGUUCAUUUGUGUGUGUGUGUGUGUGUGUCAGACAGACACCGACUGCCUGAGCACAGCCGGCCUGUCAGGAUCGGAUAAGAAUAGACCAGUCCCAAAGCUCUUCAAGCGUUUCCAUCUCCCUCACCACAUCGUUACUACACCUCGUCCCAGUCUGCAAUAAGUCACUUUAAUGCAGCAGGAGUAGUGGAACACAUUUAAUAAAUACAGGACAUAUUACAUAAUCAUAACUGUGGAAAUAACAAAGGUUUGGCACAACCCCUCCCUGUCUCAGCGCGUCAAGCUAACCCCAAAGUGAAUUUCUUCCUUCCCUUAUGUGGACUUCUGAACCUCUCUUUGUUCUCAGUGCUGGGAAUUGUUUGAAUCUCUCAGUUCUCGUUCCAGUGCAGCAUGUGCAGCGAUCAGCUUUGACACCGAUACAGAGCCAAUGUUUUUUUUUAUACCAGAACAGACACGCUAGGCAGUUUUCCUCCAAAACCUAAUCCUUUUUCAGCCUAAAGGUCAGAGGCCUUUUUAAUGCAAGCAUUUCCUGCAUGUUUAACUAAUCGAUCAUUAGCUGAGCCAUCCUCUCUUAAUUUUUCCUUGUUGUUACAAUUACCAGUGUUUUUUUGUCGCAUGGUACAUGUACUUAAUAACGGGUCAGAUUAUCUAAAAAUGUGGAGUAAUGUUUGUGAAAAUGUUUCCAGAAUGUCAGACAGUGGUGACGCAGGUUUUCUUGCCGGCAAACAAAAGUGUUGAAGAGAAUGACUAAGAGAUGUGUUUGGCAAACGUACUCCUCGCUGACAAAUACAAAAGGGAAGUUUCUGGAAGGGAAAACUUCUCAGAAUCCGGUAAAGAGCAAAGCAGAGGAGCGGGGGGGUCAGAUUAAUUUGAAAUUUUAAGUAAUAUUUUGAAGCCAUGGAUCCAAAACUUGGACAGGUUUCGCAUUUAAUUUUGAAACUCCCGGUGGUUCCUAGUUUCUCGUACUGUGCCGAUAAGGUUUAUGAGUUCGUUUGUGAGUAGGUUUAUGCUGGAAAAAUGGUCUUGAAUCUGCACCUGAUGGCUCGAGGCUGUAGAGUCCUAAAAUCAGAUGUUAUGGAUUUGUUUUGAAAUACAAAAACAGUUUAGCUUAACUUUGUUUAACUUCAUGUGACAAAGGCUUUGAGAUGUUUGGCAAACGUAAUGUUGGCUGAGAAUAGAAACUGAGUGGAGGUUCAACUGCCAGUGUUUUUGGUGUUGCAUGGUACAUGUAGUAGUUAAUGGGUCAGAUUACCUUGAAAGCUGAAGUAAAACCUGUGUACUUUGCUUUGAUAUGCAGUUAAAUCCAAACUUGACCGUUUCCUGACAUCUGUACUUCAACAGAGAGGUUGAGGGAACAUUCAUGGCUGCUUGGAUCCGGUUUCUUCACCAGUUAACUGCCACAAUGCUUCCAUAAGUACUUUAUAAAACGUCAACUUGAAGUCAACUCGCUGGCUGUACAGAGUUUUCAUCUCCACACGCAGCUACAGAGAGAUGUUAAACUCGGCAUCUCCGUUAGUUUGAACCACUGAAGUGUUUCCUCUCUACUCCUACGACCUCCUCCUGCCUUUUCUUUUCAUCCCACUUUCCACCACCGCACUGCCUGGAUGGAAAUGUUCACUCUGUGCCAACACACACACACACACACACACAUCACGCACACACAAUGCCCUCACUGGAGACAGCACCAUAAAACCAGUAGAAACAGGCCAGUAGGAAAAGUGAGCCGAGACUGGACCUUGGACUCUUGGACGAGUUGGAACAAUCCUUCCCUUCGCUCUCAACACAAAUAGAACAUCUACCGUUUCUCUGGACGAGUGUUUCAGACAUCAUCCUGCCGCGGUGAAGACGUGAAGUCAUCCGAGGCCUCCCUCCCUUUUGAACAUAUGUGCUGGCUGUAAACCAGUAUGGCAUGCCGAUGAGAGACUGCUCUGCUGGUUUGUGGUUUUCUUUCCAAAUUAGCUCGACCGUAUAGGGAGAAAGAAAAGCAUUUUAGUGCAGGGAGCAAAGCUGUAAAACACAUUACAUCAGGCUAUAGUGUGUCUCUCUGACGAUAAACUGCAGCCCCCUGAUACUUUAAUGUGUUUCCACAGGGCACAUCCAGGCUAAAAAUGGAAUAUCAACAUUGUUUUAACAGCUCUUUAGUGAAGAUUUGAGACCGACUAGGUGCCAGGAUGAAUUGCUUGUGGUCUGAAGGAGAGGGAUGAUAUGAGUGGAAGUGUUACUCUCUGGCACGUUGGUGGAAAAAAAUAUAUUCCUUCAUUACUUUGUAGACUUUGCAGACUUUUUAGAAUGUUUGUGACGUCCAGGGUUUAUUAGAUGCCCAGUGCAUGAUGUCAUUCAGGUUUUAGGUGCCAGUCCCUCCAGUUAUUCUGCUAUUUUUCUCCCCCUGCUUCAUUCAGUGUCUCAGUUUACCUCCGUUUACCUUUGCUUGCCAGUUUUGGCCCUUUUUACCUCCGAGAAGCCAAAACACCGGCCGUUUGUGUCUCUCCGGUGGCAGAGUGCAUUGUGGGAGAAGGUGAUCCGGGCAGUGCAGCAAACCGCAUGCAGCUGUGAAGCUUCCGACCCGGUGCCCUGCUGUUUUCUUCCUCCCUCUUGUAUGCACACACACACACACACACACACAGUUUAGCCUGGCACUCACGUGUCUGUAGAUACCUGACCGCUCCUCAGAGGGAGACAUUAUUAUGCAUUUUCGUCCCCUUGAUUCUUAUUUAUAUUUUAUCCCUGUGUGUGUGUGUGUGUUUGUGUGUGUGUGUGUGUGAGUGUGUGUCUGUGUGUGUGUGUCUAAGCUUAGAGGAUUGGAAUAUAAAAGCCACGGAGCGACUGCAGCACACUGGAUCAGUCAAAAUCAAUAUCUUGCUCGUGUGAGUGGAACUUUUAUUUUUGUCCUAAUCACAAGCUGCAUUUUGUUGUUAUCUUGUUAUGCAAUGCGCCCUGAGAAAUGUUUUGUUUUCUUUGUAAAGUGGAAAUGUUCAAAAGUACCUGAUUGUGUUCGUUGAUGUGGAGAAUUAUAUUAUGCAGUGUAUAAAUUAUACAAGCUUAUCCAAUGAAUAAAGGUAUUUUAAAUGUU
Messenger RNA from Platichthys flesus (European flounder), 6075 nucleotides. It is a transcript of the gene lurap1, whose product is annotated as leucine rich adaptor protein 1. The coding region runs from base 383 to 1501 and encodes 372 amino acids. Lineage: Eukaryota; Metazoa; Chordata; Actinopteri; Pleuronectiformes; Pleuronectidae. Gene Ontology annotation, biological process: positive regulation of canonical NF-kappaB signal transduction; positive regulation of cytokine production. The transcript is spliced from 2 exons. The record is from RefSeq and is a predicted model, not a curated record.